AUACCACGGCUACUUUCCGUCGUUAUCAUAAAAAACAAUUGAUGAAAUAAAACAUUUAUUUAUACCAUGUAAAAAAUGUUUCCACAGGCGUACGGCGUACGUUAUGUAAAUAAAUUCCAGUAGUAAACUAUGUAUUCAUUUAUUUGCUAUGUACCUACAUAUAUACUUACAUUUUAUUACAAUUUAAGCAUUUUUUUUUUGGUUUUAGACUUAGAAUUGCAUCCCAGCCAGGAUAUACCUAUAUUGAUCGUUAAACUCGUCUGAUCUUCACACAUAUAAAGGAAAAAAUGAAAUUAAUCACCCUCUAAUCAUUUCGCGUUUACAAACUGUUUACAAAAUUAACACGUUCGCGUGAGCAACGUCUUACAACGUGGUAUUGAUAUAAGUAUGAAAAGGCGCAACGUCGUACGAUGGCCUCUAGAUUGUCAUAUUUAUUUUGACCGACCAUGUCAGACCUAUGUGGUGGCGACAACGUUUAUAGACGUUGGACGUGAAAUAACGUUGCGCCACAUAAAACAGAUUAUAAGACUACGUAUAACGGCGGGACGUCUUAAGACUUGGUUUAAUUUUGUAUGGGAAAAAGAUGCGCCACAGUACCAACAUUUAAAAAUGAGACUGCUCACGCGAACGUGUUAAGUAUCACAUUACAAAAGGAUUUUGCCGCCAUUGUCGAGCGAACGAAUCCGCGUGAAAUGAAACCCCCUCCCGUCAUUCCCUCUCAUUGGCCCAUUCCCGCUGCAGUUGUCUCGCGAGCAACGUGCUUCGCUUUUUAAAAAUAAUCGCAAUUUUUUAAUUAAGAACAAUGAUCGGCCAGAAUACUUUGUUCAGUGAUUAUGGAUAUGAAAGUGGCAGUUCAUCGAAUCAUACAUCAUGGCCGUCGUCUGGGGAGUCAUGGUCGCCUCUCCAGGCUCAGCCGAGAAACGACCUCAAGCCUACCGAGCAGAAGCCUGCUAGCUUCCAGGAUCUGGUGACGGGCAAGUGUACUCUGGAUGACAUCAUGAAGGACUUCCAGAUGAACGGCCAGGACUUGCCCUAUCCUUCCUACGAAAGCAUUUGGAGUCCCAACGCAGCUGACAGCCUAUCAGGCAUGGGUCCCUCCAGCGUCUACUUGCGUCAGAAGUCGUGGCCAUCAGCGGAGAACUCGCCCGCGCCGCGCCUGCAGCGCCCGCGCUCCGAAUGGAUACCGUCCACCACUGCUGACGAGUUCAACUCCAAUGAGUUCUCUACAUCCACGCCUUUUGAAGUUGAGGGCCUAUCAGGCUUGGAUCCUUCUAGCGCGUACUUGCAGCAGAAGUCGUGGGCUCCGGCAGAGUCCCCGGUCGCAUUCCGUCCGGCACGCCCGCGCUCCGAGUGGCUGCCGUCCAAUGACUAUACUAUUUCCCCGCCAGUUGAAGAAGUGGGAUCAGUUGGAGCAAACACGGAUACUCUGACGGCGGAGCACCGUCGCGUGCUGAACUCGCUGCCUGACAGGGUGCUGUUCCCUUUGCUGCAGAUACUCGAACAGGAAAGGGCCGUAGAGAAGCGCUUCAGGCGUCAAACUGAGUGUCGCUUCUGCAAGAACAACGGCGAGCGCGAGAAGUUCUACACGUCGCACAGCCUGCGCGACGCGGCCGGCCGCGUCACGUGCCCCGUGCUCAGCGCCUUCCGCUGCCGCCGCUGCGGCGCCACCGGCCCGAGGGCACACACCGACACCUACUGCCCGCUCGCCACGCCCGACGAGCGCAUGAAGUCAGCCGCCAUGAUGCGCAGCGUCCGGAUGGCAUCGGGGCGGCGCCGGGGUGCCGCGGCGGGCGCCGACUACGUGAUGUUCGGCGACGCCACGCCGUCGUGCCUCUCCGACAAUCAGGUGUACUCCACCUUCGCGCAGACCGCGCCUCUCGACCCUCUGUGGGCCGCUUUAGAGCAAAAACUAUCAAUUUAAUCAUCUAAUAUUCACCUAAGUACCCACUGCCGAGUUUAUAACAAAAAUAAACUGAGUUUUAUUUAACAACUGUUAUCAAGCUCGGCAUUAGGCUACUUGGGUACAAAGCAGUUGAUUCAUUCGCGGAUAGAUGGCGCUGUGCUCAAUCAAGGGGAAUAAUUUUGAAGAUUUAUAUUUUUUGUUCUUUGUUAUUAAAUUAGUAAUACUGAGUGAUAUACUGUACUACAGAUGUUUAUUAUGUGUUGACGGUUCUUUGAAUCAUGAUAUUUGAUACUUAAGAUAAAGUGAUAUUAUAGUUUGAAGGUCAGUAAUAUUAAACGGCUUAUGUUUAACUGAUCACCAGAAAUAGUAACAAAUAGCAGACAAAAAUAGUAAAUGAUC
This is a messenger RNA of Helicoverpa zea (corn earworm), 2302 nucleotides long. RefSeq lists its product as uncharacterized. The coding region runs from base 803 to 1921 and encodes 372 amino acids. Gene Ontology annotation, biological process: negative regulation of translation; oogenesis. The transcript has 8 exons. Gene Ontology annotation, cellular component: perinuclear region of cytoplasm. Gene Ontology annotation, molecular function: mRNA binding; zinc ion binding. NCBI's taxonomy places the organism in Eukaryota, Metazoa, Arthropoda, Insecta, Lepidoptera, Noctuidae. The record is from RefSeq and is a predicted model, not a curated record.